AUGACUCAGUCACUCCCCUUGAGUCCCUUCACGGUUUCCCUAGUUAUUGCGGUGUUGUGGCUAAUUGUCAAACUUACGAAUGGUUUAAAUCGCCGUCGUGGCACUGCUGGGACAACAAUUCGAGGGCCGAAGAACGAUAGCUUUAUCUUUGGAAUGACCCGACGAAUUGUGAAGGCUGCCGAUACUGGGCUUCUAUUUCAAGAAUGGGCAGAGGAGUAUGGGCCUGUUUAUCAGAUCGCCGCCCCUUUGGGAGCCAAGCGGCUUGUUCUAUGCGACCCAAAGGCAGUCAAUCACUUUUAUUCUAUGGAAAGAAGCGUCUACGUAAAGACCCAGCUUGGUCGCAAUGUCAUCGCAAACUUGGUGUGUUCUCCGUCGCUCUAUGUACCGAUUUCAUGCCCAACGGACUGUAGUUUGGUCGUGGUCUACUCUGGGCUGAAGGAGACAGUCACAAACGGCAACCAACGCAAAGCAUUGACUCCUGCCUUCAGCAACGCAGCUAUUCGGCGACUAACAGAUGUGUUCUAUGACUCUGCAUACAAACUCAAAGGCCAUUGGGAUAGAACGCUGGAUGAAUCUACUUCUGGAGAGGGUGCUGUAAUCGAUGUCGAGCAUUGGGUGAACCGUGUCGCCUUGGAUAGCAUCGGGAUCGCAGGGUUUGCGCAUGACUUUGGGACUCUCGACGGGAAAUACUCCGCCGUCGCAGCCGCAUUCGACGGACUUUCGUUUGACGGCGGCCUUAUAACCAACCUGCUAUUUCUUCUUGGCCUCCGCCUACCAUUCCUCGCUCGCCUACCCUCUCAACGGAAUCGUAUCACCCGCAAUCUUCGUCUGACGAUGAGCGAAAUCGCCGACCAGCUGCUGGAGAAGACAAGAAAAGAGAAGAAAACCCACAUCACAGACGAGACUAUGGAUCGAUCGGUUAUUGGUCUUUUGCUUAAGGCCGAGAGCGACGAUGCCGAACUGCAUAUGGAUCCCGUUGAAGUCCUUGCUCAGAUGGCAAUUCAUUCUUUACAGAUCGUGAACAUCGCGCUUAUCGUGUUCUCAGAAUGUUUUGCUCUUGGCCGGCUACGAGACCACAUCAAUCUUACCUGGGCAUUGAUUGAACUCGCUAGGCAGCCACAAAAACAGGCACAACUUCGUGAAGAGCUCAUGAAAUUCGGUUCGUCUGACCCAACCUGGGACCAGCUUGUAUCCGGACUGUCAUACCUCGAUGCUGUCGUCUUGGAGACGCUAAGACUCCAUCCUCCGCUAGCGGAAACCACCCGAGUCGCGGAUGUAGAUGAUAUACUCCCCAUCAGCGAACCUAUCACAUUACCAGACGGCGAGGUCGUUGAUAGCAUUGUAGUUGCAAAAGGGACACUAGUGACUGCUUCCAUCCGAUGCAUGAACCAGUCAGAGCGAUUCUGGGGACCCGACGCUAAGGAAUUCAAACCAGAACGAUGGCUGACGUUGGAAACGGACCCGCUCCGCGCAAAGGAGAUCACAGGACACCGACACCUUAUCACCUUCAGCGAAGGUCCGAGGGUGUGUUUAGGAAAACAGUUCGCACUGGCAGAGUUCAAGGCCGUCCUUGUGGUCUUGAUUCGCAACUUCAUGUACGCAUUUCCUGGUGGUCCUGAAACGGAGAUUGCGGCUCAUAAGUCGAUUAUUCCCCGACCGAAAGUCGCUGGCCAGCCUGGGGCCAACGUGCCAAUGCUUGUGAGACGCGUAGAUUGA
Molecule: messenger RNA, 1716 nt
Organism: Mycena indigotica
Lineage: Eukaryota; Fungi; Basidiomycota; Agaricomycetes; Agaricales; Mycenaceae
Product: Cytochrome P450
Exons: 10
Coding region: 1-1716 (571 amino acids)
Molecular function (GO): heme binding; oxidoreductase activity, acting on paired donors, with incorporation or reduction of molecular oxygen; monooxygenase activity
Source: RefSeq, a predicted model, not a curated record